AUGUCUAACGUUUUCUUUGACAUUAUUGCCAACGGCCAACCCUUAGGACGUGUUGUCUUCAAGUUGUUCGACGACGUUGUCCCCAAGACCGCCGCCAACUUCCGUACCCUUUGCACUGGCGAAAAGGGCUUUGGCUACUCUGGAUCCACUUUCCACCGUGUUAUCCCCCAAUUCAUGCUUCAAGGUGGUGACUUCACUCGCGGUAACGGUACCGGUGGUAAGUCCAUCUACGGCGAAAAGUUCCCUGAUGAGAAUUUCUCUUUGAAGCACACCAAGCCCGGUUUGUUAUCCAUGGCUAACGCUGGUCCCAACACCAACGGAUCCCAAUUUUUCAUCACCACCGUCGUCACUCCCUGGUUGGACGGUAGACACGUCGUUUUCGGUGAAGUCACCAGCGGUAUGGAUGUCGUUAAGAAGGUUGAAAGCUUGGGCUCCAACUCUGGUGCUACCCGUGCUCGUAUUGUCAUUGACAAGUGCGGUACUGUCUAA
This is a messenger RNA of Schizosaccharomyces osmophilus, 489 nucleotides long. It is a transcript of the gene ppi1, whose product is annotated as cyclophilin family peptidyl-prolyl cis-trans isomerase Cyp2. Lineage: Eukaryota; Fungi; Ascomycota; Schizosaccharomycetes; Schizosaccharomycetales; Schizosaccharomycetaceae. Bases 1 to 489 code for a protein of 162 amino acids. The record is from RefSeq and is a predicted model, not a curated record. Gene Ontology annotation, biological process: protein folding; protein peptidyl-prolyl isomerization. Gene Ontology annotation, molecular function: peptidyl-prolyl cis-trans isomerase activity. The transcript has a single exon.